Messenger RNA from Cucurbitaria berberidis CBS 394.84, 3182 nucleotides. Its product is annotated as glycoside hydrolase family 3 protein. The coding region runs from base 152 to 2776 and encodes 874 amino acids. The record is from RefSeq and is a predicted model, not a curated record. NCBI's taxonomy places the organism in Eukaryota, Fungi, Ascomycota, Dothideomycetes, Pleosporales, Cucurbitariaceae. Gene Ontology annotation, molecular function: beta-glucosidase activity. The transcript is spliced from 5 exons. Gene Ontology annotation, biological process: glucan catabolic process.
CCUUUGACGAAGAAUAAAAGCGCCAUGCUGCCCUUGCGUUUGCCUUGUGCGCGCAACCACGUCUCUUCAUGUCCUACUCGUCGACGGCAUCGUAAUUUUAUCUGUGUAUUCGUACCGGCUGCUUCCCGCGUUCCCCUGACAGCUAGACGUCAUGUUACGGCUUGCACAAGCAUUUUUGGCCAUCGCCCUCGUACAGGCGCAAAGCCCCCAGUAUCCUAACACCACAAGUCCGGGUACGAAUAACACCGAUAGUAGCCCGUUGAACAAUGCUGAGAGCCCACCAUUCUACCCGAGCCCGUGGAUAGAAGGCACUGGCGACUGGGCUGCAGCUUAUGCGAAGGCACAGGCAUUCGUCAGCCAACUGACUCUGCUCGAGAAGGUCAAUCUCACCACCGGUACAGGAUGGCAGAGUGAGGCCUGCGUCGGCACCGUUGGUUCUAUACCACGACUCGGCUUCGACUCCCUUUGCAUGCAAGACAGCCCUCUGGGUGUCCGAUUUGCCGACUACGUUUCUGCGUUCCCAGCAGGUGGCACUAUCGCCGCAUCAUGGGAUCGUGGCGAGUUCUACCGUCGAGGAUACCAGAUGGGACGAGAACAUCGUGAAAAGGGUGUUGAUGUGCAGCUCGGCCCUGUUGUUGGUCCCCUUGGUCGCAACCCGAAGGGCGGUCGUAACUGGGAGGGGUUCUCCCCUGAUCCGGUGCUGUCUGGCCUUGCAGUCGCCGACACCGUCCGCGGUAUCCAAGAUGCCGGUGUCAUUGCCUGCACGAAGCACUACAUCAUGAACGAACAAGAGCACUUCCGUUCGCCUGGCAACUUUGAGGACUUUGGCUUUGUCGAUGCUGUCAGUUCGAACUUGGACGACAAGACCCUCCACGAGUUGUACCUAUGGCCCUUUGCUGACGCCGUUCGGGCCGGAACGGGCUCCAUCAUGUGCUCAUACAACAAAGUCAACAACUCGCAGGCCUGCCAAAACUCGUAUCUGCAGAACUACAUCUUGAAAGGCGAGCUUGGCUUCCAGGGGUUCAUAAUGUCAGAUUGGGAUGCACAGCAUUCUGGUGUCGCCUCUACCCUCGCAGGUCUCGACAUGACGAUGCCUGGUGAUACUGAUUUCAAUUCUGGUCAAUCGUUCUGGGGGCCCAAUCUCACGCUCUCCAUCAUCAACGGUACAGUCCCGCAGUGGCGUCUCGAUGAUGCGGCACUACGUAUCAUGGCUGCCUACUAUUAUGUCGGCCGUGACGAGGCAUCGGUGCCCGUCAACUUCAACAGCUGGGUACGAGACACCUACGGAUACCAACACUUCUUUGGAAAGGCCGGCUAUGGUCUUAUCAACCAGCAUGUUGAUGUCCGAGCGGAUCACUUCCGCUCCAUUCGCCGCACUGCAGCAAAGUCGACCGUUCUCUUGAAGAACACCGGCGUGCUCCCUCUUUCAGGUACUGAGAAGUGGACUGGUGUGUUUGGCAACGACGCUACCGACGGCGAGUAUGGCCCGAACGGGUGCCCUGACCAUGGUUGCAACAAUGGCACUCUCGCCAUGGGCUGGGGUUCGGGAACAUCUGACUUCCCAUACCUCGUUACGCCACUGGAAGCCAUUAAGAGCAAGAUCGCCAGCAAUGGUGGCGUUGUUCAAUCCGUCACCGACAACUGGGCCUACGCGCAAAUUGCAGCAUUGGCAAAGCAAGUCAGCGUCUCCAUUGUCUUCGUCAACGCCGACUCUGGUGAAGGCUACAUCACGGUAGAUGGCAACGCAGGCGACCGCAACAACCUGACCCUGUGGCAAGAUGGCGAGGCACUCAUCCGCAAUGUCUCGGCAAACUGCAACAACACCAUUGUUGUUAUCCACUCGGUUGGUCCUGUUCUUGUUAAUUCCUUCUAUGAUAGCGACAACAUCACUGCUAUUGUCUGGGCUGGCCUUCCCGGCCAGGAGUCUGGCAACGCCAUUGUUGAUAUCUUGUACGGCCGCGAGAACCCUGGCGGCAAGCUCCCCUUCACCAUUGGCAGCAGUGCGUCCGAGUACGGCCCAGAUCUCAUCUACGAGCCUAUCAACGACCACGAUAGCCCACAGGACAACUUCGAGGAGGGCGUAUUCAUUGAUUACAGGGCAUUCGACAAGCAGAACAUUACUCCUGUCUAUGAGUUUGGUUUUGGUCUCUCGUAUACGACAUUCAACUAUUCCAACAUCAAGGUUGCCAAGGUCCCAGCUAGCAAGUACACGCCGACUACUGGCCAGACCAAGGCUGCUCCCACACUGGGCAACUAUAGCACCGAUGCUGCCGACUAUCAGUGGCCGGCCAACCUCACCCAUGUGAAUACGUACAUCUAUCCCUACCUCAACUCUACGGAUCUCGCGAAAGCUUCGCAGGACCGUGAUUACGGGCUCAACUACACAUGGCCCGAAGGCGCGACAGAUGGCUCGCCACAAGCCCGCAUUGCUGCUGGUGGCGCACCAGGUGGCAACCCACAGCUCUGGGACGUGUUAUUCACUGUUGGCGCUACCAUCACCAAUACCGGGUCUCGCUCUGGUGACGAAGUUGUGCAGGUGUACCUGUCACUGGGCGGCCCUGAGGAUCCCAAGGUGGUCCUCCGUGGCUUUGAUCGUCUUUCCAUCCAGGCUGGUAAGAGCGCUACAUUCCAGGCUGAAAUCACACGUCGCGAUGUGUCCAACUGGGAUACGGCGAGCCAGAACUGGGUCAUCACCAAGUUCCCCAAGACGGUGUAUGUUGGUGCUAGCUCUAGGAAACUGGCUCUUAGCGCGAAGUUGGAUUUGAGCGACUUUUAGUCUUGGAUGCUUUGUAGGGAGGACAAAGUUGGGUUAUUAUUGCAUUGACGACAAGAUAUUAGUUCCAAGGCAUUAUUUACGAUGAAGCACUUUCCAUGAGAUUAGGACAGUGAGGUUAACGAUGUUGGGAUUCUAUGUAAAUAUUGAAACGAGGGAUACUUUGUCAGUCGUGUCACGGUGUUGUGCACUUUGCGCAUGUGUGGUCGUUCGCGGUGCUGUGCUGCUGAAGCCGGCCAAGAGCGCAGCCAAUGCAUGACCAAUUCGUGCGCUGAUGACGUACGAUCGUCAACAAACGCGUCCACCAGUUUGCGUGCGGAUGCUUACGCGAAUGGCUGCUGACAACGACUAGCUGGCCUUGACGAACCGUAGUUGAUGAGGGGUGCAUAGUGCCGUGAUCCCUAGGUAG